Messenger RNA from Protopolystoma xenopodis, 429 nucleotides. The record is from the annotation of a GenBank genome assembly. NCBI's taxonomy places the organism in Eukaryota, Metazoa, Platyhelminthes, Monogenea, Polystomatidea, Polystomatidae.
AUGCGUUCACACCCAAUUCGGCCUCAGGCUCGUAGUUCCGAUGGCCCUUGCGGCCUUUCUGGAACAUCCUCUUUUACACACAGCAUUCUGCGACGCAGCCAACCUGCUACUGCCGGACUGGGCCCUUCUGGUGACUUUUGCGAUCAGGGGCUUAGCCAAGCUGGCUCCGGAGUCGGGAAUGGGACUGAGAUCAACUGGUUGGACGGGGGCAAAGGCCUGUUUACUGUGGCUUUGUCUGCCGUUUCUUCACUUCAUCCCACUGACUCGAAUUUGGCCCGAUUCUUUCGUGUAUGCAAUUAUUGUCUGCCUACACUGGCUGGCUUGGCUGCGCCCUUUCUUACGGCAGAUGGACAGGUAUGCAUCAGUUGUGUAUAUUUCCUCAAUGUUGAACUUGGAAAUGCAACGGAUUAUCAGAUAGAAUUGAUUUAA